Mesocricetus auratus (golden hamster) is the source of this 4425-nucleotide messenger RNA. RefSeq names its product R-spondin 4 (gene Rspo4). Lineage: Eukaryota; Metazoa; Chordata; Mammalia; Rodentia; Cricetidae. Bases 148 to 921 code for a protein of 257 amino acids. The transcript is spliced from 5 exons. The record is from RefSeq and is a predicted model, not a curated record.
CCCCGAAGGUUAAGCACCGCCCAGUCGCCGGCUCCUCCCCGCCCCGGCAGCGCGGCAGAGCAAACGCCCUCACUCGACCCACCGCGCCCUGGGCGCACGGCGGGUCCCCGGUGGCUGCAGCGACCAACAGCGACCAGCCACCCGCGGAUGCGCAAAGCUUGCUACCAGUCGUCCCGGCACAGCGGCUGCCGGGUCGUCGGGGUGCCCGGACACCAGGAGCACCAGGCUGCCCAGAUGCGGGCGCCACUCUGCCUGCUGCUGCUCGUCGCCCACGCGGUGGACAUGCUCUCGCUGCACCGAAGGAAGAAGCAAGCAGGCGCUGGUCUGGGGGGAAACUGCACGGGCUGUGUCAUCUGCUCGGAGGAGAACGGCUGCUCCACCUGCCAGCAGAGGCUCUUCCUGUUCAUCCGCCGGGAAGGUAUCCGCCAGUAUGGCAAGUGUGUGCACGACUGUCCCCUCGGCUUCUUUGGAAUCCGUGGCCAGGAGGCCAACAGGUGCAAGAAAUGUGGGGCCACAUGCGAGAGCUGUUUCAGCCAGGACUUCUGUAUCCGGUGCAAAAGGCGGUUUCAUCUAUACAAGGGGAAGUGCCUGCCCACCUGUCCUCCAGGCACCUUGACCCACCAGAGUACCCGGGAAUGCCAGGAGGAAUGUGAGCCAAGCCCUUGGGGCAGCUGGAGCCCCUGCAUACACAAUGGGAAGACCUGUGGCUCAGGCUGGGGCCUCGAGACCCGGGUGCGGGAGGCUGGCCCAGCCAAGCAGGAGGAGACAGCGAGCUGCCGAGUGUUAUCUGAGUCAAGGAAAUGUCCUAUAAAGAGGCCCUGCCCAGGAGAGAGAAAUCCCAGGCAGAAGAGCCGGAAGGAUCGACGCCAGCGCAAGGACAGGAAGUUGGAGCGCAGGCCUCAGCAGCCUGGCUCACAGUGACCCCGGCUCCAGCGUCUGGCCUGUGCCCUUGGCUUGCUGCACUUCCUCUGUGGUCCCCUCCCUUCCCCCACCUGGCUUUGUCCACACCCCUCACUCUCUUUCCAUCUGUCUUUCUUUCCGUCUGUCUGUCCACUGCAUUUUAUCCAUCUCCCCUUUCUUCUCUCCCCUCACCCCUUCUUCACUUCCUUGUUUCGUCUCCAGGUACCUCGCUUUUUCAUUUCCUCCUGCUUUACUUCCUGUUCUUCACUGACUGCCCCCAACCCCAUACACAGAUACACAUAAGAGACGGAGCCUAAGUCCUCCGUGUGGCCCUCUACACCUCAAAGCAAACUUAUGUUUUCCAUAUCUGUGACCCCACUUUUGCGAGUUACAAUUUAGGGGGAAUAGGGAUGGUGUAACUUGGCUAGCCCUGGGAGUCCAGCAUCUAACUUGGCUAGCCCUGGGAGUCCAGCAUCUAACUUGGGUAGCCCUGGGAGUCCAGCAUCUAGCCAGAGAGACCCUGCAACCUGAGUUGUGAGCCCUUCACUGGGUCCAGUCCCUCAAGGCCAUGUCUGCAACACUCAGCUAUUGACUUUGAUGAAUGAGGCCACCAGGGAUGGGUUCCAGGACCUCGUGAGGCCCAGCCUGCACCCCUUGUCCAGGAUGGUGAUGUAGGAGUCACUAGGAGCCCUUUGGCUAGACAGUGGCUUCACUCACCAGCACAUCCCUCUGGAAGUGCCUGCAACACAUCCUCAGUGCCCCUCUGGCCUCCCUCUCAUAGUGCUCAUGACCUUUCCCCAGUUGAUGACCCCCUAAGGCCUUUGGGGACCCAUGCACAGAAUCGGGUGGGACUGUUAUUCCUGAGGGAAUAAGUCUGACAUCUCAAAGGCUAGUGAAGCUAAAUGGAGCUUAUAGCUGGCCCCACCCACUCUGCUCAUCACCCUGCUACCUGCCUGCCCGUCAUACCCAUAGAGAAGCCUACAGCUAAGGAGCAAUGGCCUUCGCUCGGCACACCGCAUCUGUGAAGAAGCCUGAGGAUGUUUGGGGAAGCAGUAGGGAAAAUUGCUGGGUCAGCAGUUGGGAAAAUUGCUGGGUCAGCAGUUGGGAUGGCUUCCCCCUUUCCCGCCGCCUAUGUGGACACCCUGAGUGUUUUCUUUCACAGGGAUUCCCCCAGUCCCAGGAGGAAGGACAUUGGGAGGAGCCUUGGGGUAGACCAAACUAAUAGGCAGGUCCGUCCUUACCCCUGCCAUUGGCCUGGGAGCUGCCAUUAUUGCUGGGAAGGAGCCCAAGGGUAGCUGCAGAGGGUGCAGUACAGGCAAGAGAGAUGGUCCACGUGACGCAAUGUCACCCCUCAGGCAGUGACCUCACACUCUCCCUACACUUGUCAGGAGAGGGUCCUCAGCACCACUCCUGUGGCUGUGUUCCUCCCUGGUGUCCCACUCGGAACAGCUAGAAACCCUGCUUGUCAGGCCAGGCUCUCUGCUUCUCUGUCCACACCCCUGAGAUGCUUUCUUGCUUUGAGACCCCAGCCGUUUUUGAAAGAAAGAAACUCAUGAAGGCAUCUUGAGUAGUACUAGAAUAGUAGUACUUCUUGAGUAGUACCAGAUAGUGUUAGAAUUACUGUGCCCACAAAUUCACAGCAGCAGAACCUAAACUUCCUGGGGCAGCUUCCACCAGAGCUCACGGGUCAUGAGGACCGACAGGACAGGCCGGGUUUCUGCUGGAGUGCUUCCCAGAUCUCCUUAAGAAGGGGUCUCAGGGGCUCUGUCAUUAAAAUGCUUGCCUUGCCACCACAGGACCUGAGUGUGACACCCAGAACCCACAAGGAAAAAGCCAGACAUAACGGCAUGCCUCUGUGGUCUCACGGCACCAGGGAGGCAGAGACACGUAGAUGCCUGGGGCUUGUUGGCCACUCAGCCUGCCCCAAGAAGCAAGCUCCAGGUCAGUAAGGAGUCUUGUCUCACAAAAGAUAGGUAGAACCUGACGAACCACACCUGAGGUUAUCCUCUGACCUCUACACACUUGUACACAGCAGGCGUGCGCGCAUGCACACACACAGAGAGACACACACACAGAGAGAGAGACAGAGACAGAGAGAACACUCACCUGAGAUUCAGCCAGAGGCAAAAGAUGACAUAUCCUAGCAGACCCUCAGCCUCCUGAAUCACUUAUAGCCCUGGUCCCCAUUUGUGCCCUAUUUGACUUCUUAGAAGCCUAGAGUCACCAGAAAGAACACAGUCUGAGUCAUGGUCAUAACCUGGGCUACUAUAAACCUGGUGUAAGCUCAGCCUGUGAGCAGUUAGCUGUGAGUCUGGGCCAAGCCAUCUGCCCUUUGGGGCUUCCGUUACUCCUUUGAUGAAUGAAAGGCUACACUCAUCCCAUCACCAACAUCCGGAAGGUCCAGCCACGUGCUGGGCUCUAAGAGCGUUUUUAAAGCUUCAGGGCUCCACCCCAGACCUAUCCAUUAUGAACAAGCUGAGAAGCAAAUGAGACAAGUGAACUUACUUUAGGCUGAGUUGGGAGGAAGGGCACGCUGAGUUCCAGAGUCUGGCUUGAAGGCCACAGCUCCAGCUCUGACCCCACAGCACAAAGGUCUGAGUCUGUGCAUAGAUAGGAGAUACAGAUAUGUUCUGUCUGGUGUUAUCAAACCCUAAGCCACUGGAGGCUCUAAAUUCCAUAGUUGUUGCAGGACAAGAGUGGGAGGUCUCUGAUCUGCAAUCAUCUAACCAUGUUCUUUCCCCUGUGGGGUGGGGCACCUGAUAGUCUGCCCCUAACUGGUUGCUCUGGGUAUUUUCGGGUUUAAAUAGUUCUCCCAGAGACCCCACUAUAACCUAGGGCUUCAGGCAUCCUUCUUCUACUGCUAUGCUUUCGUGGCCCAUCUCCCACACCUUCCUGGUAAGGGAAGCAGCAUGCCAUCAGGAGCUCAUCACCUGAAUGCCUCUUGCAGGCAAAGCUGGGAAAGUUCAGAAAUGCUCCAUUUCUGGAGUCAUGGAGAAGGCCGGUGAGGUUGUUUGGCCCCUCACUGAUGUUCUAGUAACAGAGAGUGACACUUUGCCCCUCCUAACCCAUUCCUGCUGGCCUGUACCAGGCCUGAUUUACCAACUACCCUGUCCCCACCUCCACCAGACCGUUCACCAUGGGCUGCCUGUUAUUCCCACAUGCAGUCACUAGAGGGUGUGACUCAGUCAGGAACUGCCAGCCUGUUUGCUGCCCAUUCUGAACAUGGAGGCGUGUUGCUGCCUUGGAGGACCGGGAGAGAACUGAACAGUGACUUCAGUGGAAUGGUCUUCACAGCAGCACACGAUGUCUAGACUCCAGACCCAGGCCCCAGGCCACUCCAAGCCCGAAAAGAAACAUGACUCAGAAGACAACAGUCAACAUCCAGGAGAACAGUAGUGACUGACCUCGGCAGACACCAGCCCCAGGCGACCGUGAAUAUCCCAGCUAGUUUAAAUAAAGUUUCAUUCAUCCCGUGGGACCCUUCUGACUUGGAAAUGUGCAUUCUAACAAUAAAAAUUAAAGUGA